AUGUACUUAUUCAUAUGGCACAAAGCUUUAGCAACUGUAAAAGAAAGGAUGAUCCGGUUCAUCCUGUUGCUGGCCUGUGCGGUUCUGGCAGUGGCUUACAAGAACCCACACUAUGCGGCGGGACGUUCCACCAUGGUGCACCUUUUCGAAUGGAAGUGGGACGACAUCGCCGCUGAAUGCGAGAGAUUCCUCGGACCCAGGGGAUUCGGUGGCAUCCAGAUUUCUCCACCCAAUGAGAACCUGGUGAUCUGGGCAAUGAAUCGCCCCUGGUGGGAGAGAUACCAGCCGAUAUCUUACAAUCUGGUAACACGGUCGGGCAAUGAACAGCAGUUUGUCAAUAUGGUUCGUCGAUGCAACAAUGCCGGUGUUAGAAUAUACGUGGACGCCAUUAUUAAUCACAUGACGGGCACUUGGAAUGAGAACGUUGGUACCGGAGGCAGCACGGCUAACUUUGGUAACUGGCACUACCCCGCGGUACCUUACGGCAGGAACGACUUCAAUUGGCCGCACUGCGUGAUCUCCCCCAAUGAUUAUGGCUGCUGUCCCGAUAGAGUACGCAACUGCGAGCUUUCAGGAUUGAAGGACCUCAACCAACGGUCCGAACAUGUUCGUUCCAUGAUUGUCAAUUACAUGAACCGUCUCAUCGGAAUGGGUGUUGCUGGAUUCAGAAUCGACGCCGCGAAGCACAUGUGGCCCGGAGAUUUGCGCGUCAUCUACGACAGGCUUCACAACCUCAAUACGGCCCACGGCUUCCCGUCAGGCGCUCGGCCGUACAUCUUCCAAGAAGUCAUCGACCUCGGCGGCGAGGCGAUUACCCGCACCGAGUACACCCCACUGGCGGCGGUCACAGAGUUCAGAUUCGGAAUGGAGCUGAGCAGAUGCUUCCAGGGGGGCAAUCAGCUCAGGUGGCUGUCCAACUGGGGCCCAAACUGGGGACUGCUAGCGAGCGGUGAUGCUUUGACGUUCAUCGACAACCACGACAACCAGAGAGGCCACGGAGCUGGUGGAAAUAUCCUCACGUAUAAGCAAGCUAAGCAGUACAAGGGGGCGAUCGCAUUCAUGUUGGCCCACCCGUAUGGCCAACCUCAGCUAAUGAGCAGCUAUGGCUUCACGAAUACGGAGGCCGGACCGCCGAUGGAUAGCAGGGGCAAUAUCAUUUCACCUUCCAUCAAUUCCGACGGCUCUUGCGGUAACGGUUGGAUUUGCGAACACCGCUGGCGUCAGAUCUUCCAGAUGGUAGGUUUCAGAAACACGGUCGCGGGCACUAACGUGAACAACUGGUGGGAUAAUGGAAGCAACCAAAUCGCCUUCUGCCGUGGCAACCGAGGUUUCAUCGCAUUCAAUAAUGACCGCUGGGAUCUAAAUGUGAACAUACAGACGUGCCUUCCGGGUGGAUCGUACUGUGACAUCAUAUCCGGUUCUAAGAGUGGCAAUAGGUGUACUGGAAAAACUAUCCAAGUUGGAAAUGACGGCCGCGCCAACGUUCAUAUUGGCCCUAACGAGUUUGAUAUGAUUCUUGCUAUCCAUGUUGGAAGUGACUCUCGAUUG
This is a messenger RNA of Iphiclides podalirius (scarce swallowtail), 1548 nucleotides long. Lineage: Eukaryota; Metazoa; Arthropoda; Insecta; Lepidoptera; Papilionidae. The record is from the annotation of a GenBank genome assembly.